Messenger RNA from Scomber japonicus (chub mackerel), 1447 nucleotides. RefSeq names its product archaemetzincin-2 (gene amz2). Gene Ontology annotation, molecular function: metallopeptidase activity. The transcript has 6 exons. Gene Ontology annotation, biological process: proteolysis. The record is from RefSeq and is a predicted model, not a curated record. Lineage: Eukaryota; Metazoa; Chordata; Actinopteri; Scombriformes; Scombridae. The coding region runs from base 136 to 1230 and encodes 364 amino acids.
GUUUUUCAUAAACAUCCAAAGGUUAUAGGGUAAAGUAACCAACACUGCAGCAGAGAACAAAAUGAAAAAGAAUGAUCUCUGUACAAUAGUAAAGUUAAUCUGUAGCCAAGUUAAUGCUGCAUAUCUCUCCUACAGAUGAAGGUGAUACAACACUCUGUGGAGACACUGAAAACCGCUUUGGUCUCUAAUAAUCAGGACUUGGCUAAACUUUACAGUAAAUACACAAAAGAAGAACGCCGUCUUCUGGAGGAGGGGUUCCACCCAAGGCAGCAUGAUUCCCUUUUCCAGCCGAUCACAGUGCAUUCUGACUCAGACUGGAUCCCCGCUCACCCCGAGGAGCCUCAAGACUUCGGGAACUUCUACAGAGACCCUUACCGCAAGACCCCCAAUGCUACCCACAAUACAAUUUACAUUCAGACCAUAGGUUCCUUUGGAAAGGUUGGUGCCCACACAGACCAGUAUGUGGAGUGGCUCAGAGAAUAUUGCCAGGCCUUCUUCCAUGGGCUUGUUGUCAAGUUGCUGCCAGCGGUUACUGUUGCUGAAACACAGUGCUCUUUCAGGGUUAACAGUAACUCGCACAACCUUCAGAUCCUCACUGGUGACCUACUACGAUUUCUGGGGAACAGGAAACCAAAGGAUGCUUUUUGUAUUGUUGGAAUCACAAUGAUUGACCUCUACCCCAAAGACUCCUGGAAUUUUGUCUUUGGACAGGCUUCUCUCAGUAUGGGAAUGGGUGUUUUCAGCUUUGCCAGGUAUGAUGACAAUUUCUACACCAGAAGUUAUGCUGGGAGGCUGAAGAAACGGCUUCAGCCAAAGCAAGGGGACUAUUCUGUGUUUGACGGAUAUUACACUCCCCCCAUCACCAGUACCCUGCUGCUUCGCUCUUGCAAGACCAUGACCCACGAGAUUGGCCACAUGUUUGGAAUAAAGCAUUGCCAGUGGCUGAACUGUGUCAUGCAGGGCUCCAACCACCUGGAGGAGUCUGAUCGUAGGCCCCUUGACUUCUGUCCCAUCUGCCUUCGAAAGCUGCACGUCUCAAUUGGCUUUCAGAUAACCCAAAGAUACAAGGCCUUACUGCACUGGAUGGAGGAGGAUCAGAGUCAAACAUCCAGUCCAGAGGAGGCUUCUGCCUGUCAGUCUGCACUCCACUUUCCCAAACCCACUGAAGCCUUUCAUACAUCCAAACUGUGGCUCCGCAGGUGUCUGGACAUACUAGAAAAAAAUGAAUGAUAGGAAUUCCCCAUAACUCUAGGUAAGUGCUAGGCCAAGUAGGAUGUCUAAAUGCACAUAUCAUGAACUAUGCAUCAUUUACUCUGUGUUUAGCAUUUCUGCUGCUGUUUAUUAUCAAAACAUAUAUCAAUAUUGUUGAUUGUUAUACCCAAUUUAGAAUGACAGCAGGGCCCAUGAGAUGUAUUGACUGCCUAUAGCAAUAUGUCUAGAGGAGACU